Molecule: messenger RNA, 756 nt
Organism: Aspergillus brunneoviolaceus CBS 621.78
Lineage: Eukaryota; Fungi; Ascomycota; Eurotiomycetes; Eurotiales; Aspergillaceae
Product: PET191 family protein
Exons: 3
Coding region: 79-432 (117 amino acids)
Biological process (GO): mitochondrial respiratory chain complex IV assembly
Cellular component (GO): mitochondrion
Source: RefSeq, a predicted model, not a curated record
CAUCAGGUUGCUGCCCGUUCUUUGGUUGCCGUGACUGAAUACCUUCUUGUUCGAGCAGUCGGGCAAAUCCAAUCCACGAUGCCGGCUUCCUGUCAGGAUAUCAGGAACGCACUGGCGCAAUGCCUCCAAGAAUCCGACUGCAUCAUGGUCCAGCGACACAGCCCGCGGGAGUGUCUCAGUGACCCUCACGUCGACCAGCUUCCGAUGCGAUGCCAGCAGCUGCGGAAGGGCUUCAGCGAGUGCAAACGCGGCUUGAUCGACAUGCGCAAACGAUUCCGCGGGAACCAGCCCAUCUCGGUAUCGACGGAACUCGAGGGCGGAAGCUCCAACAAGUCCCAGCAAUUGUAUGCGGGCAAGCCGGCGUUCGAGUCGGUCAAGGAGAUCAGUGGAGAUGAGGUGAAGAUGGAUCCCGAGAAGACCAGAGGUCUGUGAUCGCGGGGGGGAAAAAGAAAUGAUUGGUGUUACCCAAGGGGAGGCGGGCAAGUUAGUUGUCAUCAAGAACAACCACCCUCCAGCUUGGCACUCGUAACGUUUUUUCUGCGUUAUACCAUUCCCCAGCCCCCUCGGGACUCAACUGCUCUGCUCUAUCUUUUUAUGCUCUUUGUUUCUGUUUCAUCUGCACUGGCAUGGUUUUGGAGUUGAUUGGAAGAAUAUCUGGGACUGUGCUUUCCCUCCUCUCAUGUGAUUAAUCUAGGACUACGUUCUGGGACUAUUGUACUGUACAUACUUUGAAAGAAGCUCUUGCGAAUAUUCUCU